Messenger RNA from Rhodamnia argentea, 2300 nucleotides. Its product is annotated as hepatoma-derived growth factor-related protein 2. The record is from RefSeq and is a predicted model, not a curated record. The transcript has 6 exons. Lineage: Eukaryota; Viridiplantae; Streptophyta; Magnoliopsida; Myrtales; Myrtaceae. Gene Ontology annotation, biological process: protein transport. Bases 496 to 1983 code for a protein of 495 amino acids.
CAGCUUUCGAUACUUUCCUUUUCAGAUUCUGCGUUUCUUUACAUUGACGAACCAGACCAAUUCUUAACUUCUCUACUCGCCACAAUUCAUAUAAAUCUUGAUCACCAAGUUCUUUUCUGACGUUUUGGCUCUCUCUCUCUCUCUCUGUGGGACGCUUCGCUUUCUCUCUCUAUCUCCUCUGCUUCUUGAUUUUUCAUGCCAUAUUCUCUGAUUCUUGAAUUGACCACCCAUCUCUCUGCUCCUUGUUUUGAGCUUCUUGGGUGCAGAAUCUUGGCGUAACUUGGUUGCCAUUUAUAAGCCAUGCACCUGUUCUUUCCUUACCUUGGCCAUUAGCCGAAUCUCCCAUUGGGCGAUACUUACCUUUUGUUUAUCAAUCUCUCUUCCUCUCGCAUCCCUCCCCAUUGAACCCCCCAAAAGUUUCCUCCUUGUUUCCUCUCCCCCUGUUCUUCUUUUCCCCCCCUUUGGAGACCUCGGAGCUAGAAGCGAACAUCGACGAUGUUGGACGGUAUAUUGAAAUCGAAGUUCCAUAACAAAUGCAAGACGGCGAUAAAGCUCACAAAGACGCGGUUGGAGACGAUAAUGAAGAAGAGGAAUUCUGUGGAGAGGUACUUGAGGAAGGACAUUGCCGAUCUCCUCGGGAAUGGUCUGGACACCAAUGCCUAUGGCAGGGCCGAGGGUCUUCUCAUCGAGCAGAACAUGACCUCGUGCUACAAUCUCGUCAAGCAAUUCUGCGAGUGCAUAUCGGAUCAAAUAACAGCAAUGCAGAAGCAGAGUGAAUGCCCUGAAGAAUGCCGAGAGGCCAUAGCAUCUCUAAUGUACGCCGCUGCUCGAUUUGCUGAUCUGCCGGAACUACGUGAGCUGAGAAGUUUAUUUGCAGAUCGUUAUGGAAAAUCUCUUGAACCCUUUGUUAAUAAAGAGUUUGUCGAGAAAAUGAGGUCGCAGCAGCGCACCAAGGAUAUGAAGCUUCAGCUGAUGCGCGACCUUGCUCUCGAGUUCUCUGUGGACUGGGAUUCCAAGGCAUUGGAGCAGAAGCUGUUUAACGCGACUCCACAUCAAGAGGAAUCCAAAGUCAGGUCUUCAGGCAAUACCGCUGACAAUGACUAUCAUAAGCAGCAUAAAAGCGAGGACCAUGCUGACUCAAAAAGGGAGAGUGACUAUGCUGAAGACAAACCACAGAAGGACAUGCUUGACCCUUUUGCAUCCAAAAGAAAUGGUAGGGACCUUCCCUUCUACGGAAGAAAGGGAGUCACAGACGACACCGAUAAGCUGAGCAGCAGCAGCAGCAGCGAGGCCGAAGUGAUUUCUCCACCUAAAAAGGAAUUUCCUCGAGGAGACAAGCCUAACUACAGUUCAAGUUCAUCUGGAAGCCCGUCAGAGGACGACACAAGUCGUAAUAAGCCAUUAAGCUAUAGAGACAUCCCUCCCCCUUAUGUCAAAGCCAAGAUAGAAAGAAACAGAGGCAUUACCGAUGAAACUCCGACAAAUACUGCUUCUGAGCUUGUUGACAAGAACUGCGAAGCUAGGAACCCAGUAGGUGUAGCCAAGCCAAAGCCGAGGUCAGUCAGGCAGCGCCCAUUACCACCGCCCCCAGGUCGUGAAUCCGAGCUGACCCGAGCCACAGAAAUUGAUGAUGAAGAAGAAAGGAGGUUAGACGGGCUCUUGAUGCACUACAGUAAGAAGCAAUCGCCCUACGACCUGAGCGAACCAAGGGGGUCUAUAAAACCGCCUCCUAAGCUAAGAACGUACCAGGAAAACGGUGAACCUGUGCAGCACAAGAGCACGAAAUCUGAUGUGUUUGCUGCACCAGCUAGAGGGGCUUCUCUUCCGCUGGAGCCGACGACUCCAGCCGAGGCCACCGAGUCGGCAAAAGGGCACUGCCGGUCCACUUCUCUACAGCCGGACAUGUUGGCCGGACAUGUUCAUCCUAAUCUUCCGGACUAUGACGAUUUGGCAGCGCGGAUUGCUGCUCUCAGAGGGAGAUAAAAACAGGACACGGUCGAGUCUUUAGAUUCUCUACAGUUCUUCCAUUCAAUAUGUUCUUGAAUGCUUCUUAUCAACAUCAGAACAUUGUAACAUUACUGGGGAAUUUACUAGGUGUAGUACCUUUCUAGGUAGGUCGUCUUCUCUCUUUUCCGUUCUUCUUUUUUCUUUUUUUAGAGUUUUACCUGUAAGAUCAUCCUCACAUUGGACAGGUGCUGCGUGGGAUGCUAUCUUUUUACUCUGUUCUCUUGUACAUGUUUCAAAGAGACUUCGUGAAUAUGACAUCCUAAUCUAACAGAGAGAGAUCAUUUCUUUCUUAA